Messenger RNA from Hyphopichia burtonii NRRL Y-1933, 2038 nucleotides. RefSeq lists its product as uncharacterized. The transcript is spliced from 3 exons. The record is from RefSeq and is a predicted model, not a curated record. Lineage: Eukaryota; Fungi; Ascomycota; Pichiomycetes; Serinales; Debaryomycetaceae. Bases 78 to 1883 code for a protein of 601 amino acids. Gene Ontology annotation, biological process: cell adhesion. Gene Ontology annotation, cellular component: fungal-type cell wall.
UGGAUGGUGGCUUUUGAUUUACCAUUGUAUAAUUUAUUUCACUUUACUUUAACGUCUUGAUCAUCUUCCACUGAGAAAUGAUUGUUCUCUCAUACUUUUUACUAGCACUAUUUACUUGUGCUUAUGUUGAGGGUUCCGCCGUUUACGGGAUUUUCAAGGAUAUAUCCUCAAUUACUUGGAGUCAAGCAGGAACCACUAGUCCUCAACUUCCUGAAACACCCAAUUGGAUAGCCACUCUUGAUUGGGCCAUCUCCGGAGUUAAAGCUGGUGAUACUUUCCAAAUGAGAUUACCCUGCGUCAGUAGAUUCACCUCCUCGACUCCUUCCGUUGACUUAUCUGCGAACGGUAAAACAUUUGCUACUUGUGACUUUUCACACAGUGAUGAUACAAAUCCUGAUUCUUAUUUGCUAUGUACUGUCUCAAGUAUAGUCACCGAUUCUACUAAUGUGGUUGGGACUGUUACCAUUCCAUUCAUCUUUAAUUCUGGGUUGGGUACUUCACAAUCUGAUCUCACUUGUUCGGUAAAAUUUUCUGCUGGGCCAAACACAAUUAGUUGGAGCGAUGGAGAAAAUGUUUUCUCUUCAACAGUAAACUUCAAUAAUGGUGUUAACGCUGAUUUAUCUAGCCAAGGAGUGCUGCCAGGUACUAUAGCUGUUGACCGAAGGGUUCUUCCUAGCAAAAAACAUGAAUAUUCUUUUCUUGCCAGUGGUGGCUGUUAUUUUAAUCAAGCUUAUUCCGGAGUUUUAACCAUGACUUUGAAUACUGGGAAUAUCGAUUGUGACUCCAUCAAUGUUGCUGCCGUUAGUUAUAUAAAUCAAUGGUACCUCCCGGCUACCGCUGAAACUCUCAGUUACUCGGUACUCUCUUGUAAAAAGCUUCAAGUCCUGAUUGCAUAUUCUGGUGCUACCAAUUAUGUUCGUCCAUUUUUGGAUAUAAUUGUAACUCCUUAUCGUCCUACUGCUACUGUCGAAUACACUAACACUUACAAUUGUUUAUUUGAUUUCUACACAUACACCAACAAGGCUGAAUACGUUUGGAAUACUGAUAAGUUUGUUAGACCAAAUGUAGUAGCUAGAGAAAUUACUCUGGCUACCACUACUUGGAGCGGGAUAGAUACCCAAACAACUACCCUUCCUUUUAAGAGUAAUGGUGGUACCGAAACUAUAGAAGUUCUCGUUCCAGGUCCAUCUACUACAUCCAAACAAAGUUCAAGCUCCUUCAGUUCAAGCCCAUCUUCCAAAAGUAGCUCUAUCAAUAAAAGAUCGUCUAUUUCACCCGUCAGAAGAUCAUCCACUAUAAUGGCUACCUCUACUGACUCAACCCCUUCAUCUACAAUCUCAGCAUCGAAUCCUAGAGCAUCUAGUAAUAUCGUUACUACAUAUUCUACUAUUUCUACGGAAUUGUCUAAUUCAAGAACUACAAGCAUUCACUCACCUUUCCCUCGAUCUACCAAAGUGCAGAGUCAUGAUUCAUCCAAUAUUGCUGCCUCUUCAACUUUCACAGCUAGUAGUGAUUCCACUGUCAGCCCAUCUUCUUCUACUGCAUCUUCUACUAGUUCUGAUCUUCACCUCUCGUCAUCUUCUGUUGUCUCAUCAGGUUUACCAUCAUCCAACGAAGAUCUCUACUCCCAAUUCUCAUCAUCUGUUGUUUCAUCAUCUGUUGUUUCAUCAUCUGUUGUUUCAUCAGCUUUACCAUCAUCCAGCGAAGCUCCUUACUCUAGAUUCUCAUCAUCUGUUNNUCAUCAUCUGUUGUUUCAUCAGCUUUACCAUCAUCUAGUGAAGAUCUUUACUCUAGAUUCUCCUCAUCUGUUGUUUCAUCAGCCUUACCAUCAUCCAGCGAAGCUCCUCACUCUAGAUUCUCAUCAUCUCUUUGCCUUCAUCUAGUGAAGAUCUUUACUCUAGAUUCUCAUCAUCUGUUGUUCCAUCAGCCUUACCAUCAUCCAGCGAAGCUCCUCACUCUAGAUUCUCAUCAUCUAUUGCUUCAUCAUCUGUUGUCGCAUCAGCUUUGCCAUCAUCUAGUGAAAAUCCUUACUCCAGAU